AUCUGUAGUGGCCUGCUUGAAAUCUGUUUUGCUGAAUUUAUUUAACAUUGUACAGGCAUAUGUCAAAUAACAUUUUAUGAAUGUCAUUCAGUAAACGUAUGACAGACAAACAUAAAGUUCAGAGAAAGAUAUUCUGAACACCCAAAGCACUGAAAAGUGUAAACACAUACGUACACCACAUUUGCGAAUCACUUCAUGUGGCACAAUCACCACCUUACUGCCAUAAAAUCAACGCCAGUAUCCAGUAAUAAUAAUCUGCUGACAACUGACGACCACCUACCACAAUCCAAAAAGAUCCACUACAGUAACUUUACACAAAAGGUGAGGGACUCGAUGUGCUCAGGAGUAGAAGAACAAAUUUAUACUCCACGACUGUGGUACUAUGAUCUUCUUUCUUUCCUAGAUGAAAGGAACAUAAACACAAGAGAUGGGACAGAUACGAUGCAAGAGGAAGACGUUGACAUUAAUGACUCUUUUAUGGAAUCGCAAGAAAUGAGACAUAUAAGUAAGAGGAAGAGAGAGGAACAGAAAAACAGAGAGGAAUUAAUUACUUUGACAAAAAAGUUAAUUACGUCAAAACCUGACCAGUGGGACGGACUAGCCAUAGCAUAUACUGAGCAGCUAAGGGAGUUGCAGCCUCAACAACAGGCAAUAGCUCAGAAACUUAUAUCUGAAGUUAUUUGUUUUGGCAAGUUAGGCCUCCUGUCCACACAAUCCACUGUUAUUCUUCCGGCCCAGCCACAUUCUUUUCCAGUGAUACAAACAUCAGUUGUCCCAGUUCCAUCCACACCCUCUGUCACACACAUCCCAACCCUUGCCCCAGUCCCAUCCCCAUCCCCAGUCUCACACAUCCUGUCCUCCUCUUCCACUAACACACAACCAUCUCCCUGUCUCUCGUCCACCAUAAAUACAUAUAACACAGAGUGAAGGUGGGGACAGUAUUCUGGAUGACCUUUUUCUUUCCAUAUGUGAGUUUCGUUUGUUUUAUUUUGUUUCAUUUCAU
Messenger RNA from Schistocerca piceifrons (Central American locust), 1003 nucleotides. RefSeq lists its product as uncharacterized. Bases 196 to 927 code for a protein of 243 amino acids. NCBI's taxonomy places the organism in Eukaryota, Metazoa, Arthropoda, Insecta, Orthoptera, Acrididae. The record is from RefSeq and is a predicted model, not a curated record. The transcript is spliced from 3 exons.